Molecule: messenger RNA, 1941 nt
Organism: Onthophagus taurus
Lineage: Eukaryota; Metazoa; Arthropoda; Insecta; Coleoptera; Scarabaeidae
Product: cytochrome P450 9e2-like
Molecular function (GO): heme binding; oxidoreductase activity, acting on paired donors, with incorporation or reduction of molecular oxygen; monooxygenase activity
Source: RefSeq, a predicted model, not a curated record
GACUGUUGGAACAUUGACAAGUUUUCAAAAGUACUGUGCUAAUAACAUUAAUUAUUUAUUAAAUGUUAUUAAAGAUCUAAAUGUCGUUUUGAUUUGUAAAAGUAUUAAUAAGAAUUUGAAAUCAAAUUACAAUGGAUCUAAACGUAAUUAUAUUCUAAAUAUCUCGGAAAAUGGAGAAAAUAUGUAUAAAGUUGAAAUAUUUGAAGAUGGUGUUUCUAAAAAUCAAAUACAAUUAGAAGUAAAACCUUUUGUUAGGCUCUCUAAGUAAAAAAUUUUUGAUUAUGUAUGCAAACCAAUAUACAUGAAGUUAUUUGUUAUAAAAAUUUAUUUUCAAGCCAAGGUCAUUAUAAUUGAGAUAUAUUUAGUUUAUUAAUCUUUGUUUAUAACGGGUGUUGGUUACAUUUGAUUAAACAAGAAGUGAAAAAGCUAAUAAAAUGUUAUUUUUGUUAUUAAUAGUCUUAUUAAUUACAUUAAUUUACUACAAAGUUAAACAAAAACAUUCUCAUUGGGAGAAACUUGGUGUAAAACAUUUAAAACCAACGUUUUAUUUUGGCAAUUUCGAUCGUGUUAUGUUCAGAAUGGCAUCGUUUAAUCAGGAAUUGAUAAGGGUUUAUGAAUCAUUUCCGAAUGAAAGGUAUGUAGGAAUGUAUAUGUUUACAACGCCUAUUUUAAUAAUUCGUGACCCCGAAGUAUUAAAAUCGGUUUUUGUUAAGGAUUUCGAACACUUUGUUGAUCAUAGACCGAUUGUGCCAGAAAGUGCUGAUCCUAUUUGGACUAAAAAUCUAUUUACAUUAAAAGGAGCAGCUUGGAAAGAAAUGCGUUCAACUUUAAGCCCGACUUUUACAUCAAGCAAAAUGCGACUAAUUUUUGUUUUAAUAACAGAAACCGUUCAACACCACAUUUCUUAUUUAACUGAUAAUAAAGUGGAUAAAAUUGAAUUAAUCGAUACAUUCGAACGAUUUACAAAUGAUGUAAUAGCUUCGGUAGCUUUUGGAAUAAAAUGCGAUUCAAUAAACGAUAGGGACAAUGAAUUUUAUGCCAUGGCAAAAAAAUUUACUACAAUCGGUUUUAAAGAAACUUUAGUUUUUAUAGCUUACUCAUUAUUUCCAAUGAUAUGCAAAUAUCUAGGGUUAAAUUUAUCACCAAACGAUGCUAGAAAAUUUCUUUACGAUGUUAUAGUUGAAACAAUAAAAAUCCGUGAAAAAGAUGGAACGAAUCGACCGGAUAUGAUCACAUUAUUGAUGGAAGAAAAGAAACAAAGAGAAAAAUUGAACGAAAAACCUUUAGGAAACGAAGAAAUUGUGGCUCAAGCUUUUAUCUUUUUAUUUGCGGGUUUUAACACCGUCGCAAACGCUUUAUCUUUUUGUAUUUACGAAUUAUCAAGAAAUGAACAAGUUCAAAGGAAGCUACAACAAGAAAUUGAUGAAACAUUAAGUAAAAACGGAAAAUUAACUUACGAAAACUUAAUUAAAAUGAAAUACAUUGACCAAGUUAUUUCGGAAACUUUUCGGUUAUACUUACCAGCUUUAGCCUUUGAUAGAGUUUGCACAAAAACUUACACAAUUGAACCAAAAAGUCCUUCAGAAAAACCUUUAACAUUAAAUCCGGGCGAUUUAGUUUGGGCGGCCAUUCCAGGUUUACAAAAAGAUAAAAAUUAUUUUCCAAAUCCCGAAGAUUUCGAUCCGGAACGGUUUGCUGAUGGUGUUAAUUCAUAUGCUUAUAUGCCGUUUGGAAUAGGACCAAGAAUGUGUAUUGGGGCUCGAUUAGCUUUGAUGGAAAUCAAAACUUAUAUUAUUGAGUUGUUAUCAAGAUACGAUGUGACUUGGAUUCAUCCUGAACCAGCGAAAUAUAGCAAAAAGUCUUUUGAAUUGAGAUUUGAGGGAAAUGUUUGGGUUCAAUUAACACCAAGAAUAAAAAAAUAAAAAAUAAUUUUUAAGAAUG